AUGUAUAAAAAAUUUUGUAUAUUUAUGAACUUUAUUCAAGGUAUUUCUAAAAAUCAGUUUUUAAAAUCAAAUGUAACAGGAAAAGUGAAACAGACAAACAAAACAUUAUUUGCUUCUCAGGAACAAGCGAUUGUUCAUGUAUUAAGCUUGUUAAACAAUACUUUUGUAACAUUAACAACUUUAGAUGGAAAAACAUUAGCAUGGUCUUCUGGAGGUACUGAAGGUUUUAAAGGUUCACGUCGUGCUACAAGUUAUGCUGCGCAAUCUAGUGGUGAAACUAUUGGUAGAAUUGCACUAGAAAAGAAGCUUUCUGUUGUGAGUGCUUGUCUAAAAGGGCCUGGGUACGGGAAAGAAGCUUCUCUCCGAGGUUUAAAAAUGGCUGGUAUAAAAAUAGUAAAAAUUAAGGAGGUGAGUUCUAUUCCACAUAAUGGAUGCCGUCCAAAAAAGAAACGUCGCGUGUAA
Messenger RNA from Micromonas commoda, 462 nucleotides. The record is from the annotation of a RefSeq genome assembly. NCBI's taxonomy places the organism in Eukaryota, Viridiplantae, Chlorophyta, Mamiellophyceae, Mamiellales, Mamiellaceae.